Biomphalaria glabrata is the source of this 2305-nucleotide messenger RNA. RefSeq lists its product as uncharacterized. Gene Ontology annotation, molecular function: protein binding. The record is from RefSeq and is a predicted model, not a curated record. The transcript is spliced from 2 exons. The coding region runs from base 74 to 2041 and encodes 655 amino acids. NCBI's taxonomy places the organism in Eukaryota, Metazoa, Mollusca, Gastropoda, Planorbidae.
UUAGACUUAGGUCCUCCCGCGCCGAUCGGCGCAUUGGGCGGCAAGCUGUCUCCACAAAGAUCUGUCAUUGGCAAUGUCUGAAGCCUCCUCCCACCUGGUGUCCACUGUUCUGAGGUCCUCCAUGAAGGUGUGUCGCCAAGUAAUCGAGGACGUCCCUGUUUGCGCUUUCCUCGUAUUGACUUCCAUGUCAUCGCAACUCUUGACCAUCAGUAUUAUGAUUCCCAAUAAGAAGAACUCUGGUGAUGAAAUUUACAAGGGAAUAAUUUCAUCCAUAGGAAAUUUGGGGAAAAUGCGGAAAUUUGAAGACUUUGAGGUCAUCGUUGAAGGUGAGCACAUUAAGUGUCAUUCAUUCCUACUCGCCUCUUGCUCGGAGUUUUUCAGAAAUCUGCUUGACUCAAAUAUGAAAGAGAAACAGGACAUGAAAGUGGACUUACCCAAUGUUACAUCUAAGACAUUUAAGCUGAUUCUCAACUCAUUGUACACAGGAGAAUUGUUGUUAACUAACGACAAUGUUUUGGAUGUCUGGGCUGCAGUUCACCAGCUUCAGAUUGAUUUCUUAGUUCAGCACUGUGAAGAUUUUAUUGUUGUUAAUGUUACCGUGGAGACGUUUCAGUCGUUCAAGAAGCAAGCCGAUGUUCUUCAGUGCCAGAGAUUCGCGGAGAGAGUCUUUCCGUUCCUUUGUCAAAACUUCAUGACGCUCAGAAAAUCGCUCACUUUUUUAAAAUUAGAUCUCACUGACCUCACGAAUCUCAUCGAAAGUGACCAGUUAGAUGUAUUCUCUGAAGACCACGUCCUCUACUCAAUCUAUGACUGGGUCAGCUAUGGAAACUCCAAAAGCCCAAAUGUUCGGGGAAUGAGAAUUAAAGUCAAAGCGAACAACCUGGCAGCAGUUUCUAGCUCAGAGGAUUCCAAUGCUAACGCUGAGACUUCUUCUCCUGCUGCGCGAGAUGAAUCUCAAAUCAAAGGGAAUGAAGAAGACGCCCCAUUAGUGACAAGCUUGAAUCAGGCUAACAGGAGAGCACUUCACCUGCAUACACUUUUAAAAAGUAGCAGAUACCUGCUCGCCUCUGAGAAUUGCAUCGAAAUGCUAAUGAGGAACAAAUUAACACAGGGUAUCUCAGAAGUGAAGAAGUUUUGGUCAGAGAUAUCCGCAAGGAACGUUUCCGGCCCUCUAAGUGGCUUUUGGCCAAACGCAGCCAUUCAUCGUGCGUGUAGCCCCUAUGAGCAUGUGGCUGUGGUCUGCGGCUCUUUCGUUGAAGCGUAUUCAUUCGAAAAUAAAAGUUGGACUCAUCUUACAUCCUGGGCAAUAAACUCGGUUUUCAAAGCAGUCAACUUGAACGGCAGACUUUACGGUCUGACAAGAAACGGGGACACUUCAGAAUUGGUUUGGUUUUCAAAAAACAAAUGGUCCAGUCUUCUGAGUUUAAAUAUUAAAAUGCAGCAUCUUUUAUCGCAUGAGAAGUGUAUUUACAUUUUCAGCUCUGAAAAUGUAAUAACGAAAUGUCAAAUCGCCAACGAAGUAAUUCGAUCAGAACCUUACAUUCUGGAAACUGAAGAAUUUAAUCACUCUAUUAGUAAUGCAGAGUAUGCAGUCAGUUUCUAUACGAAUAUCCUUGUCUUUGAGUCAAUAGGGACCUGCAGGAGAGCGAGAACAGCAGUCCAUGAAUGGAACGAAGCGAAUAAUGUCUGGUCACGGGUAGCCGAUCUUGACUUCAACUGUGGCAAAAUGACCAGCUUCAAUGAUGAAACCUACUUGUACAUACUCGACAAAGCUGGGAGUUUGUAUCGUGUGGAGGCAGCUGAGACUGUUCAAUUCUCAUUUAUUGAGCAAAUUUGGGAUUUCCGAGUGCAUCUAAAAGGUGCGUUCUUGUUCAGGGAAUGUCUGUAUAUCUGCGGGAGGCAGAGUGAAGAUGGUGAAUUUGUAACAGCGGUUGAGAAGGUCUAUUCCUCCUUGACAUUUAUUGAAAAGACAAUGCCAAGGCGAUGCUUUGUUCCGUUUCUUAUGGAAAGAAAGAGCAGAUUUUCUGACUGGGUAGAAUAAGGUAGAAUAAGGUAGAAUAAACCAACCAAAUAGAACAGAAUUUAGCUUAUGGUGUUCAAGUUCAAAUUAGAAGCGUAAGAUUUAUUCUGUUUCUUUUAAUCAGAAUUGUAAUUCUUACUUUUUAACAACUGUUUGAGGUGUCUUUAACUUACAUAAAUAAAGUCCAAACCGUGUUUUUUAUUUUUUAAAAAUGUUAUAAACAUCUGAUAAUAGAAAUAGUGGAUGAAUUAAAAACUAUAAAAGAAUAAAGGUUGGUAGGCUUAA